Messenger RNA from Bipolaris zeicola 26-R-13, 1083 nucleotides. RefSeq lists its product as uncharacterized. The coding region runs from base 1 to 1083 and encodes 360 amino acids. Lineage: Eukaryota; Fungi; Ascomycota; Dothideomycetes; Pleosporales; Pleosporaceae. The transcript has 2 exons. The record is from RefSeq and is a predicted model, not a curated record. Gene Ontology annotation, molecular function: lipase activity. Gene Ontology annotation, biological process: lipid storage. Gene Ontology annotation, cellular component: lipid droplet.
AUGUCUUCUCCACCAGCCUCCUUGAUACAUCUCCGCACUCCACCGGAACCAGGCAAGAAAUCGGCCUCGCGGACCUACAUUAUCUACUUUGUUACUGGUAAUCCAGGACUCGUCGAGUAUUACCGUACUUUCUUGACCCAUCUUUAUGGCCUGUUGAGCCAUAAUACAGCAUCCGACCGCGAUGUUGAAUUCCAGGUGUACGGAAGGAGCUUGUCAGGCUUUGAAAUGAACUCCAAGGAGAUCAAGACGAUGAAAUGGCGUAAACAGCCGCCAUACGGACUACAAGAUCAAAUCCGACAUGCCGAGGACGAGUUGACAGACUUGGUGGAAGAAGUCAAAGACCAGGGUGCAAAGGAUGUUAGAGUGAUCCUGGUGGGGCACUCGGUCGGCGCAUACAUCUCACUAGAAAUCAUUCGCAGGCUGAGGGCACAUGGCCUUGCAGGUGACGAUUUCGAGACCAGAGUUGUUGGUGCCAUAGGACUGUUCCCUACAGUUGUGGAUAUUGCUCGGAGCGAGAGUGGGAUGAGGGCUGCUCCUUUUCUCAAAAACUCCAAUUUUUCGGUGUUCGCUGCGCUUUUUGUAUAUUUUUUAACAUAUGUACUUCCUGUAUCUCUCAUAGCUACACUCGUGGCAAAGUUCAUGGACUUUCCUCCAGAUGCUGCUCAUACAACUGCGGCAUUCAUCAAGUCCCCACACGGCGUCCAACAAGCGCUACACAUGGCGCGCGAUGAAAUGUUCCAAAUCGACACCGACAUCUGGGAUGAAGAAAUCUGGGGAGCCUCCGCCUCCGAGCCACCAACCAAGCAUCCGCACCCCCGACCUAUUUUGCGCUUCUUGUUUGCACGCACUGAUCAUUGGGUUGCGGAUGCCACACGAGAUGCGUUGAUUAACAACCGCGGUAGAUAUGGCAGAGGUGAUGUAGAGGAAGUGGAUGGUAUGGGAGAGAACUGGAAGCCAAUCAUGGAAAUUGACCAUACAGAGGGAUGGCCACAUGGAUUCUGUAUUAGACACGGUGUACCGGUUGCUGAGAGGGUAGCUGGAUAUGUGAGGGGCAUGGUGGCACAGGAUAUGUCGAGGAAAUAG